UGGAACCUCUUGGCAUAGACGGAGGAAACCAAUUUGGAAAUGACAAAAAGAAGCCGUCUUGAUUCAGUAGCCGCUAACAAGCAUUCAUUUUGACUAUUACUCCAACUACAUGUGACGAAUUUGAAUCUUAUUUCAAGGUUGUGACCAAUUCACUGCAGCCUUUCCCUGGUUUAAGUUUAGGCCUACUUUAUACUGGACGUCGUUUACAUGCACCAGAGGAGACUACAUGCACUUGAUAACAAAAUGCGAAUUCUUACAAAUUCCCGUAUCAAACGCCAUCUUUUUAUUUUAUUCGUGGUAUGGACAGGGUUAUUUCUAUUACCCCUGAUAUACUACAUCACUUGGAUCUAUCCUGUUUACCGUGUUCCUAAAUCGGCUUCUUAUGAAGGUCUGUUUGAAUGCAGCUACCAGCCGCCGUUGAAUUUGCUGUUCCCUUCAUGGACACCCGCUGCGCAACUUCCCGUUGCGCACGUUCUCCUACAACAAUCUAAUGGCACGGUAGAAAUGGUGAAUGGAGUUAAAUUGAUGGAGAACUUCACAUGGAAAUUAGUUCCAAAUACGACCCACUACGUGUUUUCGGCUUUCUGGGACACCAGAAAAGAUUCCUUUAUCAGGAUUAUUUCUAUAAUUGACAAAUAUAGAAAAGCUCCCUCUUUUUGUCGAGUGUGGCAUAAAACUGUUGGAAAGGACGGAAAAAAGAACGAAAGUAACCUUCGGAUUUCAACCAGCCUACGUAAACUUUCAGUGGAAAUUAUUCCGAAAGGUGGAAGAUAUGUUUGUUCCAUCCUCCAUUGCGACGUCUCCAAGCUGCUACAACCUAUCGCGGUGUCAGUUGUUCGUGAUAGAUCGGUCAAAGAAACAGGGCCUCCAAUGUUGAAAGUCGUUGACAGACAACCCAACUGGAUAAAAGGCAAAGACAGACAAAUUAUAGGCGUCUGCAUCCAGACCCCUCUCUUUGAUUACAAGAAUUUUCUGAAAUUGGUGGAAGCCUUUGAAAUGUACAAGAUAUUGGGAGCCAAGCAUGUUACUCUGUACAAUUACACCGGAGAUCCAGUGCUUAAUCACGUUCUUCAAGGCUACGUGGCACAAGGCUUUCUUGACGUGAUCCCUUGGCCUUUGCCUCGUGAAAUACGCGUCAAUACGUCCGACGGGGACGAUAAGCAAGGAGUUCACUACUACGCCGAGCUCGCUGCCGUUCAGGAUUGCCUGUACCGCAACAUGCACAAGUUCAAGUACAUCGUUUUCAUGGAUACUGAUGAAGUCAUUGUACCAAGAAAAACCCGAGUCUGGAUGAAAAUGAUAAAAAGCCUACCGCAAGAUGUGGCGGGAUACUACUUCAAAAAGGCCGAGUUCAAUUUGGCCAAGGCAAAAAUACGAAAAAAUUCCACGGGACACGUUGAUCAACGGCUUCUGAAGUACCAUCCGCCUUACAUUCUGACGCGUCAUAGAUUCAGGCUGAUUUUCGAAUUCAACAAGAAAUGCUGUUUUAAAUCGAUUGUGAGGCCGGAUAAAAUUUGGACCAUGAGCAUUCAUUGGGCGGAGAAGGCCGACGGACCGAUGCAUGAAACGAAGGCAUAUACAGGACUCACCCAUCACUAUCGCUCACAUCCCAUGACAAAACGCCUUCAAACUCUCGAUCCAUAUAUGACCAGAUACGAAGGCCAGUUAAUGAGCAACAUUGACAAUUUCAUGCAGAGUAUACUUAAUGUGACUGGACAGUCACAUUAAGUUAAGAUCAACCUUUACCAAUUUUUUCAAAGGUCAAACCCAAAUGGAGGGGGGGAGGGAUAGAAAAACGAUUCGAGAGUGCGAGAAAAUUGCUUAUUUUCCGGGGAAUAUCCAUUUUGGCGGGUAAAUCUCAUAGAGUGUACCUUUAAUUACAUUGCACCCAUAAAUGUAUAAUGACCAUGCAUUCUCCCUAACAAGUUGAGCACAUACAAUGAUUAUUGGUGUUCUUUUUUUUAAAUGUUUUAAAUACAUGUACAUAAACAUUUAACUUUUUUAAUAUAAAUUUAGUUAUAUUUAAAGAUCUUAUCAACUUUUCUUUGUAAUGAAAAUUAGUACUAGACAAUAUCGACAUAUGUAUACCAUUGCAUGUAGCUAUCUUCUAAGUUAAGUAUGACAAACAAUAUUUGUACAGGGUUUUGUAGCUGAUAUAUC
This is a messenger RNA of Lingula anatina, 2160 nucleotides long. Its product is annotated as beta-1,4-galactosyltransferase galt-1. The record is from RefSeq and is a predicted model, not a curated record. Gene Ontology annotation, molecular function: glycosyltransferase activity. Lineage: Eukaryota; Metazoa; Brachiopoda; Lingulata; Lingulida; Lingulidae. Gene Ontology annotation, cellular component: cytoplasm.